Molecule: messenger RNA, 1472 nt
Organism: Colletes gigas
Lineage: Eukaryota; Metazoa; Arthropoda; Insecta; Hymenoptera; Colletidae
Exons: 2
Coding region: 1-1143 (380 amino acids)
Biological process (GO): proteolysis
Molecular function (GO): serine-type endopeptidase activity
Source: RefSeq, a predicted model, not a curated record
AUGUUGUUUGCUACUGGGCUAAAUGGAACCGGGUCUAAACAGACGAUAUCUAUAAAAGCUACUUACAUAUAUCCUCGUUACGAAGCUUACUCCAUUCUUCCCGAUCGAAGUCACAAUAUAGCCCUUUUGAAACUUAUCAAACCAUUCGAUACGUGUAAUAAGAAAAUAAUUCUACCGAAUGUUAUAUCUGUCAGUUACGACAAUAAUUACACAACGUGCCUGAUAUUUGGUUGGCAAAGUUACGUCUCACCAUCUUCAAAAGUUUUUGCCAAACCGAUUCUGUACAGCGAAGUGAUUCUCAAUUCCUGGAAAUUGUGCACGUAUAUGUUAAAGACAAAUGUAAAUUACACAAAUGUAUUUUGUACGAUGGUUGAGUUUAAGGAUGAAAUAAAAGCCUGUGCCGGUAAUCCUGGUUCUCCAGUUAUAUGCGAAAAUCAGUAUCACGAAAUAGCUGUAGUUGGAAUCGCAUCCUGGACAAAUUUUUCUUUAGAGUGUGGGGAUCUUCCAACGUAUCUUGAUCUUGGUGCAUUUAGGAUGUGGUUACACAACUUAAUAUUCAGCAACAAGGAAACAGAAAACAAGGAAGGCAAUAAAAAAGCAAGCGGAAAAAAUUAUAAAUUUAGUUCACAGAAUAACACUAAUCUUUUACAAAUAAAUUAUUGGUCAGAAGAUAUAUCCAUAGAAAGUACCAACAAGUCUCGCUUUUGGAAUAAAUUAUAUCUACCAAUUUUAGAUGAUUUUAACAAUACAAAUAUAUCUUUCUCACAUGGUUAUCACGAUAUACCUUACACAAAUAUAUUAAAAGAACCAAGUAAUAAUAUUUACAGAUACGAAGAGAUUGGUAGAACAAAAAAUUUGGAAAAUGAUAAUUACAUCGUAGAUGGUUCGAAUAAGCACGAAAGACUCGGCUAUCAAAAUAAAUCAUUAUUGUGCGGCAGUAAAAAUUUUGAUCAAGCUAUAACAGAAAUCAACAAAGACGAAUCUACAGAAUUAAAUCAUUUUGAAUUUUUAUUGCCUUUCAAUUACGAAGAUAUAACAGCUUCCUAUUCUAGCGUUAUUACAUAUUCUAAAAAUGAAUUUUUCUUGUUUUAUAUUUUACUAUUUCUUUGGUACUAUUAUUUACAUAUAAUGUUUUAUCUUUGAAUGCAUACGUAUAUUGUAUAAAACACGUAUUACAUAGAAUACAUGAUAUUUUGUAUUAUACAAGUAUAUUAUUUUCUAUGUGGUGGAGGAAUCAAUUUCUUUUUAUCACGUAAUUCUCUUCAAUAAAGUCUUUAUGUUCAUUCCUGAAUAAGCCAUAAUUUCUGAGCUGAUCCAUAAGUAUAUCAGUUAUUAACAAUGUUUGGAUCUUUGUGCAAUGGUAGCGGGUUGAAUAAUUUUACAACUUUCAUAGACUUUGAAUUUGUCGAUCUAAUUACUUCACCAAAGAUUCGGUUACUCAAAUGAUUUGUUCAUUUAAAAAUAUUUAGAAA